AUGUCAAAGAAAAAGGAAAACCCAUUUUCAUUCUUUAGUUAUGUGAAAGAUGAAAGUGAUACAUCAAGUCUACCACCUCCACCAGCUCCAAUUCAUUCACCAUCUUCCUCUGAUAAUAUAGAAAUACCACUACCAGUAUUCAAUAAUAAUAAUAAUAAUAAUAAUACUACCACUACUAAUAAUAAUACAAACAAUAGCAAUACAUCCACUAGUAACAAUUCAAAAAAUAACAGAAAAACAGCAAUUAGUUUUGACGACGAUGACGAUGAUGGGGAUGAAGAAGAUGAGGAGGAAGAGGAUGAUGACGACGAUGAUGACGAUGACGACGAUGAAACUAAUAAUAUAAAAUCCUCAUUACCACAAUUACAACCACAAACACAACCACAACCACAACCACAACCGCAACCACAACCACAACCACCUAUAAAACCUACAAUAACCAAAGCAACACCUAUCAAUAAAAAUGUAAAUAAAGAAAUCAACAACAACAACAACAACAACAACAACAACAACAACACCACCACCACCACAAUAAAUAAUAUAAACAAUAUAGCGACAUCAGCAAACAAUGCAGGUACAACAACAUCUAAAAAGAAAUUAAUUCAAUUAUUUGAUGAUGAUGAUACAAACUAUGAUGAUGAAGAGAAAUUAGAAAAAUUCGAUAGAUCAACACCAAUGUCAUUACCAAAAGAAAUACCUAAAAAAGUAUCUUCUACACUUUCAAAUAGUUUUGAUCCAAAUAUAAUACAUAAUCAAUCCUCACCUCCACCUCCACCAAUAUCAAUACCAAUACCAUUACCAACAACUGAUAAUUUAAAUAAUAUUAAUAGUAAUAAUAAUAAUAAUAAUAAUAAUAAUAAUAAUAAUAAUAAUAAUAAUAAUAAUAAUAAUAAUAAUAAUAAUAAUAAUAAUAAUAAUAAUAAUAAUAAUAAUAAUAAUAAUAAUAAUAAUAGUAAUAUAGCGCCACCACCACCAUCAUCAUCGUCAAUGGUUAACAAUGUAAAUAAUAAUAGUAGUGAUAAUAGUAGUAGUAAUAAUAAUGAAGAAAAUGAGAAUUUAAAAGCAGAAAUUACAAAAUUAAAAACUUUAAUUAAAGGAUUAAAAAUUCAAUGUAUAAAAUAUAAAGGUGAUAAAGAAUUAUCAGAGAGUAAAUUAUUACAAUCAGAGAAUAGAUUAGAACAAUUCAAGUUAAAAGAAGCAAAUGAAACUAAAAUCAUGGAAGAUAUGGUCGCUCAAGUUGAGGAGAAUUUAAACGCAAUGAAAAAGAGGGCUCAAUAUGCAGAGAACCAAGUUGAACAAAUGAAACAAGAGAUUCAACAAUUAAGACACCAAAAUCAACAAAACUCUAUGAAUAAUCCAGAGAUGCAAGAGUUGAGAUAUCGUUUACAAGAUGCAAAAGAAAAGGGUAGAAUGGUAUCUCAAUUAUUAUUUCAAGCUUCAAAUGAUGCUGAUUUAAAUAUAAAAAAUUUAAUGAGAGGUAUAGAAACUUUACAAAAUGUUUCUGCUCUAUUAUUUUCAAUCGAUAAAAUUUCAACUAUACCAAACCAAAAAUAA
Molecule: messenger RNA, 1554 nt
Organism: Dictyostelium discoideum AX4
Lineage: Eukaryota; Evosea; Eumycetozoa; Dictyosteliales; Dictyosteliaceae
Exons: 1
Coding region: 1-1554 (517 amino acids)
Source: RefSeq, a predicted model, not a curated record